UGUGAUACCUAUCUGUGGUUAGAUCCGUCACAAGGAAAAUGGCAAACAGAGCAGGUGGUGAGGGCAAAGAACCCAUAAACGAGCAAGUAGUCGCAAAUACCUAUGCCAACAUGCGCACCGAAAUGAACCAGCUCUACACAAAGAUCACGGAGCUGGAAAUGGAAGUGAGCGAGCACUCUCUUGUGAUUGGCGCAAUUGAGCCUCUGGACCCCACAAGGCGUUGCUACAGAAUGAUCGGCGGAGUCCUGGUGGAGAGGACCAUCAAGGAAGUGCUGCCCGCAGUGCACCGCAACAAGGAGGGCCUCGAGGAGGUGGUCUCUCGCAUGAAGGAGGCGUUGGAGAAGAAGAAGCAGGAGAUCACUGAGUUCGAGCUCAAGUACAAGAUCAGGAUCCGGAAGGGCGACGGCAAUGCCGAGGAUGUCACCAUGAAGGAAGCCUCUGCACAGGGUGUUCUUGUUGGCCCCGCAGGAGCAUAGUGGCAGAACAGGGAAACUUGCGUUGUUCUAUGUCAAAAUCAGAUUGCUCUCUUUGCCGCAUGUCAAACGAUAUCUGGGUGUGGUUUAUCAUGCUACACGUGCUGUAGUAGUGUUGAAUCCUCGUCAUGUGUAGAACUGGAGCAUCAGAACUUUGCUGGCAACUGCAGAUUUCGCGAAGAUUGCAGAAUGA
Lolium rigidum is the source of this 666-nucleotide messenger RNA. RefSeq names its product probable prefoldin subunit 2. Gene Ontology annotation, cellular component: cytoplasm; prefoldin complex. Bases 39 to 476 code for a protein of 145 amino acids. The transcript has a single exon. Gene Ontology annotation, molecular function: protein folding chaperone. NCBI's taxonomy places the organism in Eukaryota, Viridiplantae, Streptophyta, Magnoliopsida, Poales, Poaceae. Gene Ontology annotation, biological process: protein folding. The record is from RefSeq and is a predicted model, not a curated record.